AUAAAAUUUGGAGUUGAAUUUUUGGUCUACUGAAAGAAAACAAAGACGUCUCUUGGCAAAAAAAAAUUUCCAGUAUGGUUUCCAAAAAGGAUUUAAUUAGAGCUGCAAUCAUUAUUCUGGGUUUCUUUGCUAUUUUACUCCUACUUUCUUUAGAUGUCAAGAUAAUGCAGUUUUCGGUUGAGAAACUUAUCCUAAGAUUAAAGAUUCUUGGACUCGUAACAAUGACUUUUUGCUUUGCUGGGAUUAGUAUGCUAGCCUUGUAUAUCGCAUGGACCAUUGAAAUCCAUAGGCAAAUGCAAAAUAUUGUUUUAUUUUUAGAUAACCAAAUGGAAUUAAUUGUGCGUUUGCGUGCUAUGCUAGAGGAAAGGAACCCUUAGAUAAUGAUGAAUUAAAUUAAUUUAGUAGAUGUAUAUUUCUGAAUUGUUCGGGACAAUUGCUGC
This is a messenger RNA of Teleopsis dalmanni, 440 nucleotides long. RefSeq lists its product as uncharacterized. The record is from RefSeq and is a predicted model, not a curated record. Bases 75 to 377 code for a protein of 100 amino acids. The transcript is spliced from 2 exons. Lineage: Eukaryota; Metazoa; Arthropoda; Insecta; Diptera; Diopsidae.